Zea mays is the source of this 997-nucleotide messenger RNA. RefSeq lists its product as uncharacterized. The record is from RefSeq and is a predicted model, not a curated record. Lineage: Eukaryota; Viridiplantae; Streptophyta; Magnoliopsida; Poales; Poaceae. Bases 96 to 803 code for a protein of 235 amino acids. Gene Ontology annotation, biological process: shoot system development; root development. The transcript has a single exon.
AGCCCGGAAGACACCAUUGCAGCAGCUUGCCUUUGAUCUUUCUUCUUUCCCACUCCCAGAAGUUUCAGAGGUUCACACCUUUCACCAAUUCAAGGAUGGUGUGCCACCUGAGAUCUGCUAGCAUGCCUUCGAGCUCUCGCUCCAGUGAGACCUCUAUUGACGAACAGAUUCUGAGCCUGAAAGCAGCCAUCUCUCUGCCUUCAGUGUCCAUCAAAACCAUGGUGGAUAGUCUGAGCAAGCUCGGCAGCAUCUACAACCACAUCGACGCACUCACAUGCUUGCCCAGGAGCCAGAGGAAGGCAGUGGAGGAGGAGCUCGAGCACUCCCUGGUCCUGCUCGAUCUCUGCAGCGCUGUGCAAGAGAGCUUUGUUGAGCUUAAGGCCAGUGUCCAGGAGGUGCAGUUGGCUCUGGAACGAGGUGACCACACGGCUGCCCAUACCAAGAUUCAGUGCUAUGUGCGCUCGGCCAAGAAGGCACAGAAGCUGUUCAAGAAGGUCAACAAGAAGACUGCCUCUGACAUCGAAGGAUGCUGGGUGAUUAAUCUGGUUGCUGAAGCGAGAGAGAUUGCCGUGUUGAUCCUUGAAUCGACAUUGCAUCUCAUGUUGAAGCAAAUUGUGAUUCCAAGCUCUAGCAAGUGGUCCCUUGUUUCCAAGUCAUUCCGAAAGAAGUGUGUUGUAUCAUGCGAUGCGGAACAAUUGCAAGGGUUGGAGCUGGACGUUGUUGAUCUUGAGAGCAGAGUUGGGACAUUGUUCAGGACGUUGAUCCAGAGCAGAGUGUCUCUUCUUAAUGCUCUUAGCUUGUAGACAGAUCAUACAACAGGUCUGACCCCCUGUGAUUAGCAUCCGCCUUUUAGAGGAUUCACUGAUAUCCAAACAAUUUUGUGUGUACAUAUACAGGAGAGAAAAUAUACAGAAAAUUACCAAUUGAGAGUUUUUCGUCCAUUUUGUUGUCAGCUGGUGUCUCUCUCGUGAUUAAUUUUAUAGCGUCCAUUCUUGCA